GCUUAUAUGAUCGUAUAUCAAAAGUGGGAAUCAUGGAAGGAAUCAGAGAAAACCAUUGCUGCCAUAAUCGCCAUCAACACCGUCGUAUUCGCGGCUUGGCAGAUACCGAUACUACGACCAUUCAUGCGCAGAUACUUUGUGCAUGAUCCUUUAAGCGGACGGUCUAUUACACUGUUAACCUCCUGCUUCUCACAUCAAGAGUUUUGGCAUUUUGGUUUGAAUAUGAUGGCAUUGUGGUCUUUUGGCGGACUUGUUCAUGAUUACCUAGGUAGGGAACAGUUUUUGGCAUUCUAUUUGACCACUGGAAUGGCCGCGAGCGCAGUCAGCCACGUCUUUGGGUUGAGUAUGCGACGUGUUCGUCCUGUCCUGCCAAGUUUAGGAGCGAGUGGUGCCAUCUACGGUUGCUUAUCCGCCACAGCAAUGCUCUAUCCCGAUGCAAGUGUCUACGUGGUAUUUCUACCUUUCCUACCAAUUAAAAUAGGGUACGCAUUGCCAGCACUUAUGGGACUAGACCUUGCCGGUAUUCUUCUGCGAUGGCGAACAUUUGAUCACUUUGCUCACUUGACAGGAGCUAUGAUGGGCCUUGGUUAUAUUAAAUAUGGACCGACUAAUAUAUGG
This is a messenger RNA of Umbelopsis ramanniana AG, 618 nucleotides long. RefSeq lists its product as uncharacterized. The annotation marks the transcript as partial. The transcript is spliced from 3 exons. Gene Ontology annotation, molecular function: serine-type endopeptidase activity. Gene Ontology annotation, cellular component: membrane. Lineage: Eukaryota; Fungi; Mucoromycota; Umbelopsidomycetes; Umbelopsidales; Umbelopsidaceae. The record is from RefSeq and is a predicted model, not a curated record.